AUGCCAGAUGCCACGUCGCUUGCCGUUGGCAAUGUGGCAACCAAACCACGGACGAUGACCUCUCGUAACGACGGACAACGACCUCUUAUACCGACGGACAACGACCUCUCAUACCAACGGACGAUGACAUCUCAUCGUCCGUCGUUUCUGUUUGUAUCAUCAGAAUCAACUGCAAAAUUCGUCGGUCACCAGUGUCCUAUGUCUCCAAUUCAGCACAAGAUCUACAGCAAGAGUUAUACUCCACUGUCACAUUCAAUCCCCCUUCCUCACUCAUCGUCUUACGCAACAUGCUCCGCCCUUGGAAUCACACCAUCGCCUGUUAUCGACGUCAAGCCAUUCACAUACAUAACAUUCCCCCUUUCCAACAACGCCGCUGCCCCUUCAAACAACGAUGCUCCUUUCCAUUUAGGGCUUCGAGAUGACAGAGCAUUUGGUGAGGGCCACUUCUACUUGAAAUCUGCUAUGGACUCUGACACCUCCAGUUCAGCUCACGUGGUUAACUGCUUUGAUGUCCCGAAAGUCUUGAAAGCAUCCCACCUGGUCACCCUACAUUCAACAACAACGAUUGCAUCAUCAAAGGGGGAGUACAAAAACCUCGCUUCCAUUCUUUGUGCAUAUCGAACACUUGAGGUCUUGGCUCUUGAUGGUGAAACCGGUGUUCCUCAGCCUCCCAUUCGCCUGCUUCCUCCCUUGUCUUUCAACAAGUCUGAGGGGGAUAGUGUAAAGAUUCAUCCCAAAGUUCUGCUGAACUUCCGGAAACUUAUGGGUCAGUCGGCACUACCUCAAAUUCCUGACAACCUCCAUACAGGAAGCAAACACCUUGCACUCUUAUGGAUGGCAAACAAGAACAAUGAAAAAAUGACAUAUGUUAAUGUGGUUGACAAUUUUCUCCAAGCCACUCUGCAUCUUUAUUACCUCAAGAUGACUGAAUUCCCAGAUGGGUCUCUGCCUGACUAUCCUGAUAUUUUAGCUGGCCGUCUCCAUAUUUUCAAAGAUGAGAACUCUACAGAUGAGUUUAUCAAUGAUCAAGAGGAGGGGAAGUACUAUCUGGAACAGUUACAGGCUGGAGAGACAGCUUCAUACAGCCUCCACGAACUUGGGACACCUCUACAAUUAGCACUGCUCCUGACUCCUUUCUAUUUGCUCUUUCCAUCCCGGAUAAUCACCAGGUCCUAUAAUCGUUGUCUCGUUCUUGAAGCCUUUGUAGAGUUAACUCCUUGGAAGACACCCCUUGUGCUUCAAAUUGAGAGAUCCAUCUGGAGCUCUCUUAUAGCCCUUGCUGAUGUGACUACCACGCCUCAUGAAGCUUUAACUCAACUGGUGUUGAGAUUGCCAUGGGCCGAGAUAGAGGCAGCAUCCAACAACCCCUGUGAUUGUCGCAUGUUUUGUGCCCCUUUAGACCAGCCCUCUUCUUCUUCACCACCCUUACAGCCUAGUUUGGCUGCUGGAAGGCAAUUGGCUAUAGAAGGUGCCUCCAACACCCUUACUCUGGAUACGCAAGUUAGUGGGCCCAUGCCAGAUGCCUCUGUCAUCCCCAAUCCUCAAGUCUCAACAUCAAUGAGGGAUGAUGCAUCUCUCAUCAAUGAAGAGCAGCCUGAAGCUCACUCUAUGCCUUCUCCGAAGGACCAUGAUGAUGGUGGUUCCCCGAUGCUGCCUAUGUCAUCACCCAUCUCUGAACGUCCUGAUUCACCCUCUAUGCCUGCCCACACAAUGGACCAAGACAGUGGCACCCUAACACCCCCCAUGCAAUUACCCACCUCCGACCAUCCUGAAUCGCCUCCCCCAAUGGACGAUGGUGGUUCCCCAAUGCCAGAAAGCCUAGAAACUUCAUUGGCCUUGGCUCUCAACUCAGUUUUUCAAUCCUGUCCCACAUUAUCCCCUCACCUUGGGACUGUUGAUCCCUCUCAUAUCUCCCUCCCGCUCAAUGUGUUGGAAAAAAAUCUUCCAGGCCAAGACGAUAUUGAGAUGGGUGCCCUUAGUGAUUUAUCAUCAUCUGAAGAUGAAGAUUCUGCUAGGCCUGCAAAAAAAACAAAUCCUGAGGCACAAUCUUCUGACAAUGAUGAUACUGAUGAUGAAGAAUCUUCGUCAUCAUCAUCAGAUGAGUCUACAGACAGUGAUCUCAAGAAGCCCAUUGGGAAGACCUCAAGGGGUGAUCCUGGAAACUUGAAGAAACCCAGGGUUGGCUCAUCAACGGUAGAUGCUAAGGGACCCAAAACAGAGGCUUCCCAAGUGACUGGUAGGGAGGAUAAUCCUAGGAAACGCUCUCGAUUCAGCUCUGUUGGGGAUUCUCCGGCUUUACAGGGCAAGGAUGAAGAGAUUUCUCUUAGUAGAGAAGAAGCUCCUCGCAUUGUCUGUGACCGGUCAUUCACAGUUUACGAUAUUGAUGGCAAUCCUCAUGAAUUCACACCCGAAUUUCAUCAUGGUGUCUUCAAUGACCAGUUCCAAGAGUUUAUGCAACUUGUUUAUGAUGGUUACAUUGAGGGUCGUCCUCCUCACAUCAUGGAUCCGCAAAACUCUUCUCUGGCAAAAUUGCAUCAUCAAGACUUUUUGACCAUCAAUGUUCUUUGGGUAGGAGAGGCUUCAUCAUCUUCCCCUUGA
This is a messenger RNA of Laccaria bicolor S238N-H82, 2598 nucleotides long. RefSeq lists its product as uncharacterized. The record is from RefSeq and is a predicted model, not a curated record. The transcript has 12 exons. NCBI's taxonomy places the organism in Eukaryota, Fungi, Basidiomycota, Agaricomycetes, Agaricales, Hydnangiaceae. Bases 1 to 2598 code for a protein of 865 amino acids.